AAUUAUACAGUACACAUAUAAUGCAUAUAUCACAUGCGUUUCCAUAGUGAUAACAAGUGUAUAGAAAUGGAGAUCGAACCGCAUUUCACAUUUAUGCCAUCAAAUGAAAAAACUUACGUGGGAUUUGACGAUAAAGAAAUGCAAGAAUAUCUUUCUAAAUGGGGUUUGAGAGGAAAUUUUUUCAUUCAGAAUUUUUUAUUCAAUGGAACGUUUCAAGAGUAUCAUAAGUAUCACAUGGCCGAUACUUUUUUUAAAGAUGACUUGGUUGCAAAAACAUUAUUGUCCAAGCAGGACAACGUCUGGAUAAGACAAGGUAUACGAGCGAUGAGCGUGGAAGUAAGACAAGUACCAUGUUCUGUUUUAAGUAUGUCAUUCUUUGAUAAACUGAAAAAUCCUGAUAAUGAUAUAAUAUAUAAUUCAGGAACAAUCUGUAAAAGAUAUGAUAUGCAAAGGGAGGAGUUUUUAAUAUCUGAUAAUCUGCGCAACAUGCUUUUGAAUGAGGAAGCAGAAGAAUAUAAUUUAUAUUCGGAAGAGGAAAGAAACGAAUUUUUAUUUCGAAUUUUUCAAAUUCUUGUUCUUGGUGGCACAUUGUGUCAGUUUGAGGACACACUACAACCUUAUUUGAACGUUACCAAGAGUAUCUAUAAAGAUCUUAUAAGAGUACAACAACAAAGCAACACGAAUAAUUUAGUCGUGGAUACAUUGGUAUUGGAAGUAAUUGCUAAAGAUCACAGAGGUCAAGAGUAUUUUCCAUCUAAUUCUAGCCACAGACAAAAUGUUGCAUUUCUAUUAAUACAUACGAAAACUCGCGAAAUUACGACUUUUGUGCAUCAAUAUGGUGGAUAUUGUAAUUCUGUUGUAUGAAUCGCGCUAUCGAGUUUGUGAUACCAUUAUUGUUGUAAAAACUUUUAAUACGAUAAAUAUAAUAUAUUACGGUUAUGAA
This is a messenger RNA of Ooceraea biroi (clonal raider ant), 943 nucleotides long. Its product is annotated as cilia- and flagella-associated protein 300. The record is from RefSeq and is a predicted model, not a curated record. Lineage: Eukaryota; Metazoa; Arthropoda; Insecta; Hymenoptera; Formicidae.